Messenger RNA from Entelurus aequoreus (snake pipefish), 1782 nucleotides. It is a transcript of the gene ccdc69, whose product is annotated as coiled-coil domain containing 69. Gene Ontology annotation, cellular component: nucleus; cytoplasm. Bases 378 to 1259 code for a protein of 293 amino acids. Lineage: Eukaryota; Metazoa; Chordata; Actinopteri; Syngnathiformes; Syngnathidae. Gene Ontology annotation, molecular function: microtubule binding. The transcript has 9 exons. The record is from RefSeq and is a predicted model, not a curated record.
CAUCCUGCACAGUGAUUUCUUUUUUGUUGUUGUAUUUUAUUUCCUAAAUUGUGUCAAAUUACAGGAUCGUCCUGAUUUUAGCAAAUUAUUUAUGUAAAUAAGUUUACGUUAAAGUCAAUCAACGGCGUGACGUUUUUCUUUAGUAGUUUUUAAACCUCGGAAGUUCCCCAGCGGUCCGGAAGCUGAAGUUCACAAAGUGUCUUUGAACCCCUCAGCGGCUCGAGCCGGGCGGGCUGUUUGUUGAGAAACUUUUGUGGCGAUUGUUUGAUGCUUGGCAACUUUUCAGCAGAGGAGGUUGAAGGAAAACAAAGACGACGCGGGACAAGAAGGCGUCGAGCGCAGCCUGAGAAGAGCCGCUUCACGGCGGAGGGGAAGGCAUGGGCUGCGGCCACAGCAAGAAAAGUAAGAAAGGCAGCAAGUCCACCAAAGAUGGAGGUAAGCGUCACGCUCCCGUGGCGUUGGAGAAACAACUGGAGCGCUUCGAGUGGCAGAUGACCAUUCUCAAAGAAGUGCUCUCAGUCAAUGGCGGCGCAGAGAGGGCGGAGCUUCUCAAGGAGCACGCCGACGAAGAAGUGUGCACGCUCGUGCUCGGCAUCCUCGACAAGGUGAAGACAGAGACGGCAGCUCAUGUCAACCUUGUCCAUCAACAACAAAGUAAAAAAGUAUCAGAGCGACACCAGCAACACGUGCACGAGCUGACUCAAGCUCACGAGGAGGUCAAAGGUCAGCUGAUUGAGAGGUUCCACGAGGCUGAGAACACGUUGAAGGGCGAGGUAAGUGAGCUGAAGGCGGAGCUAGAGUGUUUCAAGCAGCUGAAGAGGCGUGUCCAAGACUGUACCUUCAAGAAGGAUCUGAUCAGAAACAUCAAGGCGCACGGCAGUCCAGGUGCAUUCUGGGAGUCUGAGCAGGAGUCUUUGCUGUUCGUCAUCGAGAUGAAGAGUGAGCGCGUGCAGGAGCAAAACAGGAAGUUGCAGCAGAUGGAAGAACUGACAGAGAAGAAAAAGAGUGUGGAGGAGCGUCUAAUUCAAGUAUCACAGCACAACGAUGAUCUGAGAGGACGUCUGGACAACACACACACUGUCUUACAGCAGCUGUCCAGGGAGCAUCAGGACCUGAAGGUGGCGCUAGAGAGGCAGCUGGCGCUCAACCAGACGCUUGCCCGAGAAAAAGAGCAGCUUGUCUUCAAGAUGGCGGACUCGUGUCCCGCCAUCAACAUGGCCGCCGCACGCCCCGUGUUGUCCCAAGUCACGCCGCUGUGAGCGCCACGCCGCCAUGUUCUUCUUUUGUGGACGAACCAGAGACGAAAGUCCCACUUUUAUUUCAAGCUCUUGUUCAAAGAUUUUUACAAAAAAAAAAAAAAAUGUUUUUACGACAUGUUUACUGACCUUAAAAGGACAUCCUUCCUGUGCCAAACAAUUGGAAUUUCUUCUGACUGAUUGUGUUUUGUGUUGCUGCUAGCAUGUGAGCAUGUUAGCAUCAUGUUAGCAUCAUGUUAGCAUGUUAUCAUUAUGUUAGCAUGUUAUCAUGAUGUUAGCAUCAUGUUAGCAUGUUAUCAUGAUGUUAGCAUGUUAGCCUCAUGUUAGCAUGUAGCUCGACCAUCCUGGUCCUGUGCCAAAAAAAAGAAGCGUGUUCAGUGUUGUGAAAAUGAGAAUUGUUGUCAAGCACUCGCACUUUUUCACAUGCAUGUUAACAUUUUAUUGUUGUUACAUUGAUGGAAAUGUCUUUUUUUUUUUUUUGAGUGGGGUCAAAAAUGUCAAUAAAAAGUUCACAACAACAAUAAUA